UUCGUUAAAUAAAAUCGUUUUGUCUGGUGUUUUGUGUGCGACUGUGCCAGUGGGAAAAGAUUUUCUUUUUUUCCUUUUUAAAAAACAUUUUAAAAGGCAAUUUGUUUAAUUAAUAUAGAAAAAUGCUUGCCAAUUGUGCAACAAAAACCUUGCAAUAUGUGCGCGGCAGUUUGCGUACCAUUGCCAGUUCGGCCGUAAAUCGCAGUGAUAAUUUGUUUGUGCACCGUGAUACUCCCGAAGACAAUCCAGACAUACCAUUCGAAUUCACACCAGAAAAUAAGAAGCGUGUUGAAGCUAUCUUAAGCAUAUAUCCCGAAGGACACAAACGUGGUGCCAUGAUUCCCUUAUUGGAUUUGGCUCAACGUCAAUACGGUUGGUUGCCCAUUUCGGCCAUGCACAAGGUAGCCGAAAUUUUGGAAUUGCCCAAUAUGCGUGUCUAUGAAGUAGCCACUUUCUAUACCAUGUUCAUGCGUAAACCAACCGGUAAAUACCACAUUCAAGUAUGCACCACCACACCCUGCUGGUUGAGAGGUUCCGAUGAAAUUCUAGAAACAUGCAAGAAAACCUUAAACAUUGGUGUUGGUGAGACCACUAAGGAUAUGAAAUUCACCAUUUCCGAAGUAGAAUGCUUGGGUGCUUGUGUUAAUGCUCCCAUGGUAGCUAUUAACGAUGAUUAUUAUGAAGAUUUAACCGCUAAAGAUAUGCAAGCUAUUUUGGCUGACUGCAAGGCUGAUCGCGUCUCUCCUCCUGGUCCUCGUAAUGGCCGUUUCGCCAGUGAACCUAAGGGUGAACCCACCUCUUUGACAGAGGAACCCAAAGGUCCUGGUUUUGGUAUUCAGCCCGGCCUUUAAAUUAUCCUCAUAUUGUUAAUGCGAUAUAUAGAAAUUUUUAAAAUAAAUCUAAAAGAAAUUUA
Messenger RNA from Lucilia cuprina (Australian sheep blowfly), 913 nucleotides. It is a transcript of the gene ND-24, whose product is annotated as NADH dehydrogenase [ubiquinone] flavoprotein 2, mitochondrial. Gene Ontology annotation, molecular function: NADH dehydrogenase activity. NCBI's taxonomy places the organism in Eukaryota, Metazoa, Arthropoda, Insecta, Diptera, Calliphoridae. The transcript has 5 exons. The coding region runs from base 123 to 851 and encodes 242 amino acids. Gene Ontology annotation, biological process: mitochondrial electron transport, NADH to ubiquinone. The record is from RefSeq and is a predicted model, not a curated record.